Molecule: messenger RNA, 964 nt
Organism: Acinonyx jubatus (cheetah)
Lineage: Eukaryota; Metazoa; Chordata; Mammalia; Carnivora; Felidae
Gene: TTC9B
Product: tetratricopeptide repeat domain 9B
Exons: 3
Coding region: 156-881 (241 amino acids)
Molecular function (GO): protein binding
Source: RefSeq, a predicted model, not a curated record
GGAGGAUAGAAUGGGAAAGUCCUGAGGGGGUUCUCUAGACCCAUAGGGGGCAGGCGGAGUCGACUGCCGGAGGUGCGGGGGCGGAGAAAGGGUGGGGACCGGCCCCGCGGGGGGCGAUGCGGUAGCUGCAGCGGCGGCCGCAGGAGUUUCCCACAAUGCAGCGCGGCGCGCUGUCCCCGGUGCUGAUGCUCAGCGCUGCCCCGGAGCCUCCGCCGCGCCCGCCUCCCGCCCUCUCCCCGCCGGGCCCGGGCCCCCGCCAUGGCUCGGCUCGGCCCAGCCCUGCCCCAGAGCCGUCGGGAGGCCUGGGCGCGGCGCUCGACAGCAGCCUGCGGGCCGCCGUGGCGUUCAAGGCGGAGGGCCAGCGCUGCUACCGUGAGAAGAAGUUCCGGGAAGCCAUCGGCAAGUAUCACCGGGCACUGCUGCAGCUGAAGGCGGCGCAGGGAGCCCGCCCUGGAGGUCUGCCCGCCCCCGCCCCCGGGCCCGCCAGCAGCCCGGGGCCAGCCCGCCUCAGCGAGGAGCAGCGGCGCCUGGUGGAGAACACGGAGGUGGAAUGUUAUGACUCUCUCACGGCCUGCCUGCUGCAGUCGGAGCUGGUGAAUUAUGAGCGGGUGCGCGAGUACUGUCUCAAGGUCCUGGAGAAGCAGCAGGGCAACUUCAAGGCCACCUACCGCGCUGGCAUUGCCUUCUACCACCUGGGCGACUAUGCACGCGCGCUGCGCUACCUGCAGGAGGCCCGCAGCCGGGAGCCCACAGACACCAAUGUCCUGCGCUACAUCCAGCUGACCCAGCUGAAGAUGAACCGUCGCAGCCUCCAGCGGGAAGACAGUGGGGCCGGGGCUGGGGCUGGGGCGGGGCCAGGGAAUCGGGAUGUCAUAGGCUAAGGCCAACCUGGGGGACCGUCGCUACCCCCACUCCCACCUCACCAUGUAACUUCCCCUGACUCACGUGUUUGCUGGUAAAGCAC